Messenger RNA from Phyllostomus hastatus (greater spear-nosed bat), 1401 nucleotides. RefSeq names its product spermatogenesis associated 1 (gene SPATA1). The record is from RefSeq and is a predicted model, not a curated record. NCBI's taxonomy places the organism in Eukaryota, Metazoa, Chordata, Mammalia, Chiroptera, Phyllostomidae.
AUGAGGAACAGUAAAAACACCCACAAAAUUCCAGCUGAUAAUUACCCCAUUCAGACAUUGGCAAAUUUGUCCCUCAAUCCAAGUCGACCUUCCUACUCAUCAGAGUUCUUGGAACUUCAUGUGUUUUAUGCCCCUGAGGGAUCUUGGAACUAUAAGCUAAACACAAUUUUAGUAGAAGUUGUUGACAAAUUCAUUUCAGCUGGAUUUCUAAGAGUAUCUCCUCACUUUACUUAUAAGCAAGCCCUGAGGGAGUGUCUUGGUGAAUUCCUUGGUGAAGAUGCUGUUGCAGAAAAAUUUUUAUUUCUGAACAUUGGAAAUAAUCUAGCUGUGGUGAAGGCAAAACAAGAAUCAGAACUGAAAUUCAAAUUGUUCCUCCAUAUGUAUGCUCUUCAAUCAGAAUUAUAUUUGCUUCCUGUAAUGGAUCAUUUUGGAAAUAUUUACUCAGUAUCAACAAUUUCUUUAGAUGGGCGGCAGACUGAUGAUGGUGUUGCUGAGGCUGUCGAAGUAAUUCACAGACCAGUUAGUGUAACUCUGUCAAAGGAAGAACCUGGGACAGAUCCAAGUUUUUUAGAAAAUGUUUUGAACAAGCCUCUCAACAAAAAUAAGGAAAAAGCUGGGAAGAAAGAGACUCUGAAAGAAAACCAGACUUUAAAAAAUCAAUUCAGGAAUUCUGAAUUGCCAGGAUCACUGGAAGAUUCAAAUAAUGACUAUUUUAGCACCAAAAAGAGUCAGUUUCUCUGGAGAAAUGAAGAUGAUGGAGUUAAUAACAUUAGAAGACAUGACAGUCAGAUAGGUAAAAAAGAAUACAUCACCUUACCAGAUCUUAAAGAUUUUCCUUCACUUCCUUGUCAAGGAAAUGAUGUCCCUGCUGAUUUUCCAGGAAUAACUGAAAUCUCUUCACUAGAGAUUCAUAGAAGGAAGGUUAUCAAACAAAUAAAACAAGUAAAGGAAGAAAGAAAGUAUCUGCAAAGAAUUAAAGAGGAGCUAAUAAAAGUUGAAAAGCAGUAUGAACAAAGCACAUUGAGACAAUAUCGUGCCUGUGAUAGUUCGAAGAAAAAAUACUUUGAAACAAAGAAAGUGACAGCAUCAUUGGAGGAGGUUUUAGUAAAAUUUCAAGAAGAUUUAGAACUCUACUAUAAAAAACUGCUCAUGCAGCUUAAAGCUAGGGAGAUCAAGAUAAGAUUGAAGACUAUAGCAAACAUCACAAACUCUAAGAAUAACCUUAUACUUCAUAUCACCGAGGUACAGUGUGCAAUUGACCAACUUAAGAGAAAAUCAGAUAUUCAGAAAAUAAAACUCAUCAUAGAAGCUAAGAUGAGAAAACAAGCAAUUUCAGAUGUAUCCACACUGAAAGCUGCACUGACACAGAAAAAAUUAAUACAUCUUUACAGCUUCAAUUAG